UAUAUAACAGAAAGAUUAGUUAUCGCAGCGCGGCAGUUGAUAGCAGAGCGUCGUUGCAACUUGACGUGUUGUUGAAAAUACAAAAUUAAUAUUUAAACAGUAUUAUUUUUAUAAAUUUCCUUCUUUCGUGAAUUCAGUUUGAUUGCGUAAACAAUUGUCAGUAUGAUAUAUGUGAUCGUCUUGUCGGUGAUAGCGGGUACUUUGGGUCUGUAUUACUUCCUCUUCAAGAAUUUGAAUUUCUUCCAAAAACAUGAAAUACCGUGUGCAAAACCAUUGCCAUUACUGGGAAACAUGGGAUCGAUUUUCCUCCGUCGUCAAUCCAUGGUCGAUCUUAUCAAGUCGACUUACGAUUUACACCCUGACGCCAAGUACGUCGGCAUAUACGAUUUGACGAAACCACUCGUAGUGCUUCGCGAUCCCGAGCUUAUUAAAGCUAUCACACUGAAACAUUUUGACAUGUUCAUGGAUCAUCGUCAGUUCAUCGAUGAGACCCAAGAUCCGUUUUUCGGCAAGAAUCUCGUCUCUCUUCGCGGCGAGAGGUGGCGGGAGACGCGAUCUAUACUGAGCCCGGCCUUCACGUCCAGUAAGAUGAAAAGUAUGUUCAAACUGAUGUCGAAUUACGGCAUUGACUUCGCUAAUUACUUGGCGCAAUUACCAUCCGAGAAGAGGACAAUGGAAAUGAAAGAUAUUUUCGCGAGAUAUACAAAUGACGUGAUCGCUUCCUGCGCCUUUGGCGUCUCUGUAGAUUCCAUGAGAAAUCCGAAGAACGAAUUUUAUGUGUACGGUAAGGAAGUGACCGUUUUCAGAAGUCUUCUCUUUCUUAAGUUCUACAUCUUUAGAACCUUACCUUGGCUGGCGCGAAUACUUAAGUUGAAACUUCUUCGCGAGCAAAUAGCGAAUUUCUUCCGAGACAUUAUAAAGACUACGAUAAGAACCAGAGAAGAAAAAGGUAUUGUUCGACCAGACAUGUUGCAGCUGAUGAUGGAGAGCAGAGGUAAAGACGGCAAGACGGAUUUGACUAUCGACGAUAUGAUAUCGCAAGCGUUCAUUUUCUUCUUCGGCGGAUUCGACAGCACCUCGACGUUAAUGUGUUUUGCCGCUCAUGAAAUUGCAGUGAAUCAGGAUGUGCAGGAAAGGCUUCAAAGCGAGAUCGAUCAGGUUUUAGAAGAGAAUAACGGACAAGCACCUUACGAGGCGAUUAAUAAUAUGGAAUAUCUUGAGGCGGUAAUCGACGAGGCUCUCAGGAUGUAUCCAGUUGGUCCGGUAUUGGACAGAUUAUGUGUGAGAGAUUUCGAAUUACCUUCGACAUUACCAGGAAUGAAGCCUCUUACUAUAAGAAAGGGACAAGGCAUAUGGAUACCGGUUUACGGACUUCAUCAUGAUCCUAAAUAUUUCGAACAACCGGAGAAAUUCGAUCCUGAGCGAUUUCUUGGCGAACGGAAGAAACACACGUUGAGCUCCGGAGCUUAUCUUCCCUUUGGUCAAGGGCCCAGAAUGUGCAUAGGUAACAGAUUCGCAUUGCUGGAAACGAAAGCUUUACUGUUUCAUCUGCUUGCACGUUGCGAAUUGAAAACUUGCGAAAAGACGCCGUUGCCGCUCAAGAUAGAUAAAGGCGGCUUUAAUUUGAUGCCUAAAGGGGGUUUUUGGCUGCACGUAGAACCAAGGAAAAACAUGCAUCAUACUGUUGAAAUUAAUAAUGGGACACGUCCAGCGUAAAAUGAAAAACAAGACAAAGGAAGAAGAAAGCAAGACAUUCAGUAUUCGACCUUGUGAUGAGAUAUACACAUAUAUGUAUAUACAUAUGCUGAUUGCUCUUCUAAUAAAAAUAAAUAUUAAUCAAAUCAUUAUUUUAACAUUUUUUACACUGUCUUUAUUCAGUCACUUUGUUAUAAUAUUCUCGUAUCGAAAACAUUUCUUGUACGUGAUAAAAAAAGGAGUUAUUAUCUCUUGCUAAAAAAAUACGGUAAGAAUCAAAGGUUGAAUGUUAUCUUAUUAUCUUAUCUGUUGUAAUUAUUGAUUGAUCUGUAAUUAAAGAAAAACAGGAUUUUUUUAAUGUAAUCAAAUCGGUUCCACGUAAACAAACGCAAAUUUACUUAAGGAUGGGUCAUCCGUAUAGUCCAUACAAUAAGUUUGAGAGAGAAAUUGUAAAUGUGUUAAUAUAUAAAUUAAUAUAAAUAUAAAUGUUUAUAUAAAAUUAA
Molecule: messenger RNA, 2198 nt
Organism: Wasmannia auropunctata (little fire ant)
Lineage: Eukaryota; Metazoa; Arthropoda; Insecta; Hymenoptera; Formicidae
Product: cytochrome P450 9e2-like
Exons: 2
Coding region: 163-1716 (517 amino acids)
Molecular function (GO): heme binding; monooxygenase activity; oxidoreductase activity, acting on paired donors, with incorporation or reduction of molecular oxygen
Source: RefSeq, a predicted model, not a curated record